AUGCUUUGGAAACUGUAUUUUUUUGUGUUUGCUACCUCGCUCAUUUUGAAUUUUGUAGGAAUCGUUGCCAAUCUUCUUAUUAUAGCGGUCAUUUAUAAGGCUUGGGUCAGGAGCCACCGAGUCUCCCCUUCGGACAGUCUCUUGUUCAGCUUGGCUGUCACUAGAUUCCUAACUCUGAUGUUGUUUCUACUGAACACUGUCUACAAUGCUGCAAAUGCUGUAAGGUCAGUCUACUUUUCCACGUUUUUCCUGUUGUGUUGGAAGUUCCUGGACUCCAACAGUCUCUGGUUAGUGACCUUGCUGAACUGUUUGUAUUGUGUGAAGAUUACUAAUUUCCAACACCCAGUGUUUCGUCUGUUGAAACGGGCAAUCUCUGCAAAGACCUCCUGCCUGCUGCUGGCCUGUCUUCUGAUUUCUGCCUUCAGCACUCUUCUGUAUCUUGUGCUCACACAGAUAUCACGCUUUCCUGAACACAUAACUGGAAGAAAUGAGACGUCAUUUGACCUCAAAGAGGGCAUAUUGACAUUAGCAGCUUCUUUGGUCUUGAGCUCAUUGUUACAGUUUAUGUUCAAUGUGACUUUCGCUUCCUUGUUAAUACAUUCCUUGCGAAGACAUAUACAGAAGAUGAAGAGAAACACCACCAGCUUUUGGAAUCCCCAGGUGGAGGCUCACAUGGGUGCCAUGAGGCUGAUGAUCUGCUUCCUCCUGCUCUACAUUCCAUAUUCAAUUGCUGCUCUGCUCUAUCCUCUCUCCUAUGGAAGGAAGAGUCUGAGAGCCCAGGCUGUUUGCAUAAUUAUUACUGCUGCUUACCCUCCAGGACAUUCUCUCCUCCUCAUCAUCACACAUCACAAACUUAAAGCUAAAGCAAAGAAGAUUUUCUGUUUCUACAAAUAG
This is a messenger RNA of Peromyscus eremicus (cactus mouse), 894 nucleotides long. RefSeq names its product taste 2 receptor member 4 (gene Tas2r4). Gene Ontology annotation, biological process: G protein-coupled receptor signaling pathway; sensory perception of taste; detection of chemical stimulus involved in sensory perception of bitter taste. The transcript has a single exon. NCBI's taxonomy places the organism in Eukaryota, Metazoa, Chordata, Mammalia, Rodentia, Cricetidae. Gene Ontology annotation, cellular component: membrane. The record is from RefSeq and is a predicted model, not a curated record. The coding region runs from base 1 to 894 and encodes 297 amino acids. Gene Ontology annotation, molecular function: G protein-coupled receptor activity; bitter taste receptor activity.